GCCCCGCAGCAUGGCCGUGGCGGGGGAGCUGCCGCCGCCCGCCGCCGUGCUGCCGUCCUUCGCCGCGGCCUGCGCGCUGGUGUGCCGGCGCUACUCGUGCCUGGUCGUGGCGCCGCACCGCCGGCACGUCGCGCUGCCGCCGCGCUUCUUGGGCCGCAAGCGCACGGGUAUCUGCGCCCAGCUGGAUGCUGAGCUGCUGCGCUACUCGGAGAGCUUGCAGGGCGUCCCGGUGGCCUACGACAACGUCAAGGUGGUGGGAGAGCUCGGGAACAUCCACGACGACCAGGGCUUCAUUCACCUGGACGUGGAGGCGGACUUCGUCAUCUUCAGUCCUAAGAAAGGGAAGAAGAUGGUGGGUGUAAUUAACAAAGUGGCCCCCAGUCAUAUUGGCUGUCUGAUACAUGGAUGCUUCAAUGCUUCUAUCCCUAAGCCUGAGCACAUGUCAGCUGCAGAGUGGCAACAGUUGGGGUUUAAAAUAGGAGAUGAACUGAAAUUUCAAGUGGUGCACUUAGAUUCUGAUGCAGCAGGAGUGUUCUUCAUUCGAGGACAAUUGACUAAAACCAGUAUGCAGCCCAAGCGGUCUGAUCCUGUUACUGAUGCAGUGACUGAUGGCACAAAUGGAGAGCAAAUUCAAAACUUUGAUAAUGAGAAAAAUGACUUAAAUGACUCCAGGGGAGAUAAUGUCACAGAAGAUCCUCCAGGUGAGGCAGAUAACACAGUGGGGGGAAAUACAGAAGAGCAAAGUAUUGAUGCUGAGAAUGAAAUAUGUGAUGAUAAGAAGAAGAAGAAGAAAAAGAAAAAGCAUAAGCAGGAAGAACAGGAACAUGUAUUACCUGCCAGUGACUCUAGUGGUUACCAGAGUGAUCUUAAAAAGUCAAAGAAAAAGAAAAGAAAGCAUUGUGAAAUUGAAGAAAAUGAAUUGCUGGAGCUGUCGCAAGAACCUAAAGCAAAAAAGAAAAGGGACUGAAGUCUGAGUUGCCUUUCUUACUGAUGAUUUCAGACUUUUUUUUAAUAAACUUCCAAUAAAACCCUAUUUUCAAAAUACACGUGUAUAUUUUUUGCUAAACAGUGCCAACUGUUAGGUGGGAUUAUGGUUGUGUGCUGUGUACACCGAUAGUUUGUAAAGCGUUGCAAGAAAAAGUAGUGGCUAUACAUGCAUUUCUUUGACCAGAAAGUGCCGCAAGGAACAAGUGGCAAAGAGCCUUGGAGUGUAAUGCCAGGAUCACUUGUAUCACUUCUUUUGUCUGCUUCCCAGUUCUUUCCAGUAAGAGGCAGCUAGCUAUGAUCUUUGCUAAUCUAAUUCCACCACUGCUUGAUUUGUUUCAGAGGAAUCUUACUGCUGGAGUUCUGGGAGACAUUCCUGAAUUCCCAGGGCCUGAGUAAAGGUGGUUUUUUUUGGUUUUUUUUUGUUUGUUUGUUUGUUUUGUUUUUUUUUUAAAUUGGUGGAGGACAGGGGAGUAGUAAUGGGCCAUGAAUACCUUUUGAAUGAAAAUGUGCAGCCUAUCUGUCUGAAAGGUUAAAAAAAACCCCAAACUGCCAUUGUCCUGGUUCUUUCAGAACAAAGCUUUUGCAGUACUCUGUUUUUUGGGGAGGGAAGGGGGAGGGAAAAAAAAGAUGCAAAGAAGACCAACAGUUGGAUAACUUAAUUAAGAGUGAGCAGGGAAUAGAGAGAAUGGUUGCAAUUUACUGUAGUGAAAUAGCAUGUGCCCACUGGUUAGAAUCUAAUACCAAUAUAUGGACUGAUUAAAACUGUUGCCUAUGCAACAUGAGAAAGUUAUGAGAAAGCUCAUUAUACAUUAAACUUGCUACAGUUUUCAUUUUAAAAAAACAAACAAACAAAAAACUAAAAGACAGCUUUUACCUUUUGUACCUGCUGUAACUUUAAAAUGCUGAUCUCUAUAUCAGUAGGGGCAUGUUAUCAGUAUUUCCCAGACUGUUUAAUAAAGCAAUGACAAUUGAAAAAUGACAGUCAAGUGCUAAUUAAUGUGUUUUUAUUAAGAACUAUUCCUGGUGUAGAUGCAUUAUAAUUUUUGGGGUAUUGAUACUUUUUGUUGCAGCUCUUUUCUCCUGUGAGGAGUUUUGGAGAGGGCUGUAAUGUGACAUGCUAGUUUUUUUUUAACUGAGGUAGGAAGUAAUGAUUACUUUGGUACUACUGCCUGUUAAAAGACAUCACCGUCUCUUCAGAAACCAUGUCAGUAAUCAGCACAUCUGUGAGAACUUGCUGUUCAUCUGCAUGAUCUAGUUGUUCUCAGAGUAAAUACUGUUGUGGUGGUUAUGCUGAUGCUAUUAGCUGAUUUUUAUAGACUUACAUACAAUGGCAUAACCAAAUAUGCACAGAAUGUGUUAUACAUUUAAAGGACUUUUUACAUUUAAAACACUUUUUAAAAAACAAAACAAACAAAAAAAAAACAACCUUAAAAUUUCUAGACUAUCAAGGCAAAGACCUAAAUUUCUAUUUUAAAGAUUUGACUGCAUGACAGCCCAUCAUAGGCAUUUUAAAAUUAAUAUGAAUAAUCGAGUUAAGAGUUUUUUAUGACAAGAUGACCUUGUAUAGAUUUUUAAGGAGAGCAGAAACUUCAGUAUAUUCUGUUUUGUUUUCUCGCUUGAUCUUCAGUGUGCUUGAUGAUCUUGAAGCCACUUUCGGACAUGUAAGAUAGUCACAAAAUAUACACAAAUUUUCCUUGUGUUUUUACAUAUGACAAUGUGGACAUUUGAACUACAUGAACUUUCACUGAUGCUAUCUCCUUGGUUUGUCCAUUCUUCCUCUCUGUGACAAAAUUAAAUGUAUUUCUUACAGAGUACUGCAGGGUUAACGGGGCAAUAUUCUGGUGUCUUAAGUGUUGCUAAGGAAAGCAAGAAAAAAUCUGACUGAAGUUUAACUGUACAGGAAAGAUCACAGGAUGGGACAUAAUUUACAGUUAGAAAUGUUCUGAUGUCCCCUUUUUUAAUGGAGAUUAAUGUAGAAGGAAGAAGUUAGAUAAAUAGGUGUAGAGUCUAUAUCAGGAAGGAAGGUGGCAAGUGAGGAAUAUUUGCUGAUGCCUCUGGGAAGGGAAAGUUGGAAACAGUUACUGCUGCAAAUGCGCCAAAGUUAGUCUUUAAUAAUCAUUACAGCUCACUUUCUAUUUUAGAGAAGGGAAACAUUUCCAGUGGACAAGCUGUUGGUGGAUGAGGCGUGAAUCAAGCCCUGCCAGUUCGUAGAAGCAUCUUGUAGCACAGUGAUUGCCUUGCUUUGUUUCAGCUUUUCAUCAGCACAAACAGAUAGAGCUGUAGCAGUCAUUGCAACUAACAAAACAAGUUACAAGAUACAAUAUAAAUGCUUUCAGCACUUAGAAUUGUCCACUACUGCUGUCUUACUAUUAAGAAAACUGCAUACUGUUGUUUAACAAACUAUGCAAAGUGAUUUUUUUUUUUUUUUUUUUUUGAGUGUAUUGAGCGGCUUUUCUGAAAGUCUAAUAUAAUCUGUCCUAUAAUUAAUUUGGGGCCUUAUUUAAAAUCAGUCUUUUAAAAUUAUUUAUUAUUGUUAUUUUAUUGUUUGUCAAGUAAGUGUAGGCUGCUUUCUCUUGUAUCAGGUUUUGCUUUUCUUUCUUGGCUUAUUGUAGAAGAGGGCAAUUACAAAUGAAUUAAGUGCAAGAGCUGGCAAUUCACAAUUACUGAAAAAGUUGCUCUGGUAUUGCAAACCAUAACAGUCACAUGAAUUUGUUAUGUUAGUAUUGCAAAUAGUAACUGUGCAAUAAAAUAAAUUUGAAGAUUCCUUUUCAUGACACUUACAUAAAGCAAUGGGCUUCUUUUGUCUUUGGAAAGGAAAAAGUGAAGCAAAAAAAAAAAAAAAAAAGAACUUGAAAAAGAAAAGAAAGCAUAACAAAAGCUUUUCCCUGUUGGAGCCAGUAUUGGCAGCCUUGCAGUUGUGCUGUUGAUGUUGCUGUGGACACUGUUUCAGUUUAGCUAAAUAUGGCAAGAAAAGAAUUUUCAGAAGUGAAUUGUCACUCUUUUCAUGACUUUGAAUAAGCUUUUUUUUCCCCCCCUUAGAAAGGCAAGAUUUUCCAAUAUUUGAAAUUAAGAAGGCAAAUUUAAGACACUUUCCAUUAAAAUCUGAUCGUUAUAAAUGUUCAUCUUUCUGUGUUCCCCUGGAUGGUGAGUGAAAAGAUAUACUGAAUUUUGAGUUCAGACAAAAUUCUGGUUAUAGAGAGCAAUCAUUUGCAAAGCUUCCAUUGAAGGCAGGUGACUUUGUAUUUGUUUGUACAGUCUUCAUUUUUUAUUUUUUUCCCAGAGUGCAUUCUCAUAUAAUACAUUCUGACACAUAUCAAAGAGAAAAUUAGAAGGCAAAUCUAUAUUUUGUUCUAUAACUAUAUAUAUUUGCAGUUACAUUGUCUCCAGAACACCUGAAAUAUUGGUGUUUGUGUUGCUUUUUUUCCAUGUUUUAAUUGCAAGUUGGCAAACAAACCAGUGUUCACUUCUUUCUGUGGCUGAUCAUCUCUUGUCUGCAUUAUGCAAAAUGCAGUUCCAACUUAACCAGUUAUAACAAAUGUUUCUGAAGCUGGGACUGCUUCUUCAUGCUAUUACAAAUAUUUCAUUCUGAAGACUUAUGUUGCUCAGUGUACUGCAUGUGUUUGGCAGAAGAGGAAACACUUAUAGGAAAAAAGUACUUUUAGCUGUCUUUAAAACAAUUGCUUUGUAUUCUCUGAAGCUUUCAGUGAACUGCAUUGUUAACUUUUGCUCUUCUCCUCACCCCUCUUAGAAAAAAGUUCUGUGCUUUUGGCUAGGCUAGGUUUUCUUUUUCUUAAAAUAUGCAGCAGUAACAGCAGAGUGGAGGAGCUCUUGUGAAAGGAUUUUGAAAAGGGCCAAAGUAAGCUAGCUGCCUUUUGGAAAACAUGAGCCUUGAUCAAAUCUGCCUCUGCAUAAGCAGUUUGCCUUUGGAAACAUCCCAGCCUUUGACAUGCAACUUUUUGCUGUAGCAACCCCCAUGCUUUUUACAUACCAAAUUGUUGGAGUUGUACUUUUUCCAUACAUUGAAGGAGAGGUUGUAUGAUCUGUUGCUCUCAGGAUGAUUAGUCUUGGCUAGGAAAGGACCAUAAUAAUUUCACGCUAAUGGCUCCUGAAGACAUAUUUCUCUUACCAUAAUGUUGAUUCUAUUCUGUUAUUUAGAUUUCAGAAAUUCUAUAAUUUUGAUAAAGCCAGAAGGACAUCAGUGUCCAGUUGACUUUACAAAAAGAUGCUUUGUCUUCUAGAUUCAUGUGAACAAAAAUAAGACACAGAAAAUCAAGCUUUGUUCUUCUCCAUAUCAUCAGUAAGAAGUUAUUUGUGGACACAAAUCAUAAUUUUUGUGUCUUUUAUCUUGACUUUAUGUAUAACUACAUUGAGCUAGGCUAACUUUAACUGCAAGUCCAGAAGGAAGCCACUGAAUUGCCCUGCUGUUAAGCAAAUGGGAACAAUUGCAGCCUGGCAAGGACUUCAAGAUUUCUUGAAGCCAUUUGUCCCCGGUAAAGAGUGAAGAUAGGUAAGAAGCAAUGAGCUUUAAUUUUCCCACUUUGCCUGUCCUCAAGAGCUUUUGAAGGACUUUAAAUAAAUGAAUAGAUGGUCUCCUGCCAUUUCCCAAAAUAAUACAUCUGCUGUUAUAGAAAUGCUUUUAUUUUGGCCAAGGACACAGUUCAACCCCAUAAAGACAUUUUUGAGAAAUCAUUCUACAGAAAUAUCUAGAACAAAAUUUUUGCAUGAGUGGUUAAUGAACUGAACUGCAACAGUUCUUAGUAGGCAGCAAAGAAACCUUAUGAAUAGAAAUAACAGUUUUGGUAUAAGUCUCAUUGUCAAUACUUUCCUUUUCUAUGGGUAAUUUUAAUGAUUUUUGUAUAACUAGAAGUCUGAGCUGUGAUCUUUGCUCUCUAAAGCCAUAUAAUCUUUUUAAACUAUGCAGGUGUCUUAAGUGCUUGACGGACAGUUGCAGGGAAAUUCUCUUGCCCCUUAUCCCCUCUGCUGCUUCUUCCUUUGUGCUCCCCUUCUCUGGUGGAUGAGGAAUUGUCUAGGAAUAGUCUUACUACAUCUGAAACCUGGUGUCAUGCAAGACUAGAAUUUCUACUGUACUACUCCUGUUCUACAGGAGCCAGCUUUCAGCAACUGUUUCAUGUGUGUAAUUUCACAGUUUGUCUUUUCAUUUAGAAUAGGCAUUAUUUAAACUCCUACCUUCCUUAGGCCAAGAGAAUGUUAUGAAUAGUUGUAAGGUUUCUGAAGUAGCAAAAAUUGUGUGUGAAGAUUCAAGUGCAUUUACUCAGCUUGGCUUUAUAAAGUACUUAACAAAAUAUGUAGAUGUCAGUAGACUAGUUCUGUGAUAUUUUGUAUUGUGGUUAUUUCCAUCGCACAUGAAUGCCUAGUUUGCAAAAACAUUGUCAGACAUGAUCCCAAAAUAGAGCUCAGCAUCAUCUUAUUCAUUCCUGGUUUGUAUUCAAUGAAUCUGUGGUUAUACAGCAUUAUGAUGGCAAAUGUGAGGACAAGCUGUUGCAAAUUACUUUUUAUCUUCCUAUUAAUUAAGUACAGCAAAUGUCUCCUCUUCUUUAACAAAACAAAAUCCCCAAAGGCUGUUUCCUCAUUUUAUGAACAAGUAUUAGAAAUAGAGACAUAAUUACUGUAUUUGUGAGACAGUUAUUCACAUUCCUGAAUUAUCCUCAAGAGCGGGGAUAGUUGAAAGAUAUUGACCAACUGGAUUAAAUUCAAGUGCAAAUAAAAACAAUAAAAGAAAGAGAACUGUUUCUUGAGAAACAAGGUCUGACACUUCCGAUUUUUUUAUACGAAUUGCAUUAUUUGUGUUUAGAUUUUUAAAUUUUUUUAUUUUUUAAUUGGACCAUGCUUUGGAAAGUGAUGUAAGAAAGUUUGGUAAAUUUAAUAGAAAACUAUCAGGGAGAGAAUGAUUACAAAAAAUAAUUUAAAUUUCUUCAUAAACCCAGAAUACUAAGAGUAAAAUUUCAGUUCUAAGAAAAUUUUUGAAACUUCAAAAUCUUCCAUAAAUACAGAAAGAAACUUCAAGGCAUAACUUCAAGAAAAUUUUUAUCUUCUCUCCACCUAACUUUUUUAGUCCAUUAAAAAUGCUUCUUUAGUUUUCAAAUGUAUGAUAUGUUUAAAAUGUGUGCGUAGUCAUUUCAGGUAAAAAAAAAUUGUGUUUAAUUCUAAGCAUCUUAAUUGGAAUGUUGGGUAUGGAACCAAAAGACGUUUUCCUUCUAAAUUCAGAUAUUGGUGAUGUGGACUGAUCUAUUGAUUUAUUGAUUUUUAUUUAUGUAUUUAUUUAUUUUUCGUCAUUAUGAGUUUACACUUAAUAUGUCAAAUCAGUGCAGGACUGAAUAGUCUGGCUUCCAAGAGAGUUCUGUCUGUUCUCAUGCAAUGCCACAUGGUGGAGUAUUGCUUUUCCUGUGAGGGUUUUUCACCACACUUGUCAGUUGAAGAGGUCUGGACUUUUGUGAACUGGUGUUUGGUUAAGGGAAGUUGUUUGUAAGCUCAGACAUUUUUGCUUCCAAGCACAACUUUCUGAUACUGCUGUGCUAUCAAAGGUCUCCACUUCUGUACUUCUUGAUGGUUGCUGUC
Molecule: messenger RNA, 7563 nt
Organism: Lagopus muta (rock ptarmigan)
Lineage: Eukaryota; Metazoa; Chordata; Aves; Galliformes; Phasianidae
Gene: POLR1F
Product: RNA polymerase I subunit F
Exons: 4
Coding region: 11-967 (318 amino acids)
Biological process (GO): DNA-templated transcription; DNA-templated transcription initiation
Cellular component (GO): RNA polymerase I complex
Source: RefSeq, a predicted model, not a curated record